Molecule: messenger RNA, 396 nt
Organism: Auxenochlorella protothecoides
Lineage: Eukaryota; Viridiplantae; Chlorophyta; Trebouxiophyceae; Chlorellales; Chlorellaceae
Exons: 2
Coding region: 1-396 (131 amino acids)
Source: RefSeq, a predicted model, not a curated record
AUGCAUGCACUGCACCUGUGGCCCCAGAGGGUUGAACGCUCUGGCUCCACCGCCAUCCUCCUGGCUGUUGAAUGCCUGAAGCCUGGGCAGCAUGCCUGCACGGCAGACGACGCCGGCAAUGUGGGCUUCAAUAACAAGGGGUCGAACAACUUUGGCAACGGCAACAUCGGCAGUGGGAACAUUGCCUCUGGUUAUUUCCUCGGCGACAUAAAUGUCUACAAGGAUACAUACCUGCAGUACACCUGGGUCCCCGCCACAAAGACGAUGACGGUCUACACAAUCACACCGCCAUCGACCUAUGCUUCGGGCCACGUGUCUGUUUGGUAUGUGGACGUGUAUGAUGCCAACAAUGUGCACAUCGGCAAGUCGAACUCGGUGACCCUCACCACGCCCUGA